Messenger RNA from Anopheles merus, 1558 nucleotides. RefSeq lists its product as uncharacterized. NCBI's taxonomy places the organism in Eukaryota, Metazoa, Arthropoda, Insecta, Diptera, Culicidae. Bases 260 to 1558 code for a protein of 432 amino acids. The record is from RefSeq and is a predicted model, not a curated record. The transcript is spliced from 2 exons.
UGUUUGGUUCGCGUUGGAAUGGCUUGUACGUCGUACCAAUCGCUAAAACCGAGCUUACCCACCCAGUCCAGUAACACAGUGUGCCGUGCUCGAUGAAAAGAAUUCUCCUCCCGCUUCGAAGUGUUGAACCAUUUCCAGUGGAGUGAUGUGUUGCAAGGGUGCACUUUCUUGUUUGUACUUGAGGAAAUAAAAUCUUUUCGCAGUUCCACUCCCACUUCGAUCCCACGGCUACGACUGCACUGAAGAAGCUGCUUAUCCGAUGAAUGGAAUAAACACCGGAAAGCCGCCAAGUGCCGCCUCUCCUCCGGACUACUCACGACAGCAGUUCCAGCGAUGCUUCCGACCACUUCACAUCCUAUCAAGCACGUUCGCUUUGUGGCCGUUCGGUGGCUGGUCCUCCCGUUUUAACCGUUGCAGCAUACUGUACGUGCUGGCAGUCGUGACAGCGUACAGUGCGUUUCAUCUUUACAUUAACUACACGGACGCAUACAGCGUUGGAACGGGCGAGGAUGGUGGCAAACCCGGGCCCGAUUCAACGCCAACGGUCGACAGGCAGCAACAGGUCGAGGCGAACUUUGUAUCGAUAGUCAUCGAUGUCUACAACCGGUACUCGGGCUUGAUACUGUUUUGGUUACUGCAUGCGGUCGCCCUCGCCAACCACCGUUCGCUGACGGCCAUUGUGUUGGGCGUGCUGCUGCUUGACGAACAAAUUGCCGACCGACUGUCGGUGGUACCGAACCACGGCCAGUGGUGCAGAUUUAUCUGCCUGCACAUGACAUUCGUAUUUCUCUGCAUCGGGUUUGCCGAAUGGUACAACUGCAUCAUGUACAUGAGCGACUUCAUCCCUGCGUCCGAGUACUGCAUCUUCGAGUGCUUCAUCACGAUGCUCACCAGCUCGACGGUGGAGCUGCAGUACGUGGCUUUUGUGCAGUUGAUUAAAAACCGUCUCCAGCUGAUCAACGAUCUGCUCGUCGAGCUGACCGCUUACGGCACCAACGAAGAGCAGGCCCAUUACGAGCGCUUUCGACGUGACGCGAAGCCUCCGGAUAGGAGCGAACCCAUCUCCACCACGCUGGAGCUGUUGAGUGAAAUCAGUUCAGCCACCGACAAGCCGCAUCAUCAAUCGCGAACCGGCCCAAUCGAACGCGCGGCCAAUGCAAACUCGACCGCGCCGCCUGAACCAUCCAUCCCUCGGGGUGGUGGGCGAUGGCAUAAAAUCAAGCGGCAGCAGCAUAAAAUAAUUACGGUCAACCAGGCUGCUCCAUCGGUGGUGAUGCCGUCCCGAACGCAAAAAACACCACUACCGGACCAAUUUCCGCUGCUCGUUGCCAACCUGCUCCGAGCGGCGGACCACUUGCAGCCAACAGCGUGCGAGCGCCACAUCAGAGCGAAAAUAAUUAAUGACAUAAAAAAUUUAUACACACAUUUGCAUUUAUUAUCGCUGAAUAUUAAUAAAGCGUACGGGGCGCAGUUGAUUUUCAUCCUGAUGACGCUGUUCGUAACGCUCACGACGCUGCUCUACUACUGCACGAUGAAACUUUUUCGGCAAGUAUUGUAG